AUGUCUUCCCAUGGGCGUAUCAAGCCUUCAAGUUCGCGCACAAAGCCUAGGGAGUCAAGUUCGGCUACUCGUGAUGUCGAGGACCGUGACUUUGACCUUGAUGUCCACACAAUUCGUGUGACCGUUCAUACCACAGGCAAGUUCUUCGAAGGCGACACUCGCAGUGGAAACCACGCCUCAAUCUUCCUUCUCACGUCAAACAAUGCUUCAGUCCGCCUUAACAUGACAAAACUAUCAGCAGACGCCACGAUGGGCACAUAUCAGAUGAUAUAUUGCAGGUACCAAAGGACAAAUAGUUCGCUAAGAGACUUCGAUCUCACCGCUACCGGUCGAGGUUUAAAAGUUGGGCACGUUUUGGAGCUGGUCAAAAAGAAAAGACGUAACGAGUAUCAGUUAGCUCGAAGCGGCCUGGGCUGUAGACACUGGGUGAAAACCGUUAUUAGAGACUUUAAUGAUGCCGGAUUUAUCUCAUCUUCAAGCACUCUUACAACCGAAGACGCUAUUAAUGGCUUGAGAUAUAACUACUCGAAAGGCAAAGAUCCCGAGCCAGAAAAGAUUGAUCCGGGUACUUUCGUAUCAGAUAUACCAAAGAAAGUGAAGAAAACACAGAACACUGAUACAAGAGGCACCGGAUCUGGAUCUUACAAAAGCACAGGCUCCGCUCCCGAAGGAGGAAAACGUCGUUAA
Molecule: messenger RNA, 687 nt
Organism: Botrytis fragariae
Lineage: Eukaryota; Fungi; Ascomycota; Leotiomycetes; Helotiales; Sclerotiniaceae
Exons: 2
Coding region: 1-687 (228 amino acids)
Source: RefSeq, a predicted model, not a curated record